AUGUCGCCCGAGAGAGGCACCGCGCCUGCUGCUGCUCCUCGAGGUAAACGGCGGUCCUAUCAUGCCUGUCUCAAUUGCCGGCGCAAGAAGACCCGGUGUCCGGGCGAGAAGCCGUCAUGCUCAAGUUGCGAUGAGAGGCUGCAGAGCCUCGAAGAGAAGCUGGAUCUUCUCCUCAGCGGAGGAGCCCUGGCGAAGCAUCCGAGGUACCAGGGCCAACAACAAGCAAACGAGGACGGAAGCACGUCGCCGCCCGAGGAGUCCUUCUCCGUCUCGCCGCCGCCGCGAGACGCCGCCAACUUCCCGACAACGAAUCCAUUUCCCACCAUGUUCGACCCGGACCUGGCCAACCUGCGGCCAGGGCGAUCCGACAUGGCCAACGGCAUCAACCUCUAUUUCAAGUUCUGUCACAGGCAGCCCAUCUGGUGUUUUGAGCGUGACGAGGUUUCGGAUUAUGGCUCUCUGCCGGAGGAGCUCGCCUGCAGCAUCCUGGCUGUGACGUCGCGCUUCUCUCAGAAAUGCGACCAUCUCCACCUCUACGGCAACAACGCAAAGACGCUGAUCAUGCUGCGCAUCGCCAAUGGGUCUGUCGAUUUGACGACCAUCGAAAGCCUCUGUCUUUUGUCCUAUGCUGCAUUUAUAGACGGGAACGUUCAUCUUGGGCAGUUUCACCUGGGUCUUGCAUUCCAACUUUGUAGAUCUGCCAUGCUGGAUACGGAGUCGGUAUACCUGGUUCGAGACGCCAUCACGGAGCGAAAGAAGCGGUUGUUUUGGAGCCUUCAGCUUCUUGAACAGUCCUACGGCCGACAAGAUGGCCUUUUGAGCGUCCCGACGGAUAUUUGGCAGCCGGCGUUUCACUCCACGGGCGAGAAGCAAAAAGAACCCAAGUCGAAGGUUCCGCCAUUACCAAAAGACGAACUCGGAACCACGAGGCCCAGCGAGCCGGGCAUCUGGAACACCAGCGUCCACCUAGGCUGGGUCUGGAGCCAGGUCAGAAAAUACGUGUCCGACUGCUCCCACAACAUUCUGCAGGAGCCCUGGCGACACGAUUCGACCUAUGCCAAGGUUCUGUCCGACUUUAUGGAGACGGAGAACAGGAUCCCCAUGUGUCAUCGAUACGACUCAGUCAAGUUUUAUGAGCGCAAGGUCGAGGAGCUCAAGAUGAACCGCGACUAUUGGGCGCCGUGGCUGAAGGAACAGUUCACGUACCACGUCAUUCCCACGGUCCUCAACCAUCCCUUUCUCUACAUCAUUGGAGCGCAGCACAACCCCAACCUAGGCAUCCCCAACACCUUUUGGCGACGUUCAUCCGAGCAAGCCUUGCUUCACGCCACGUGGAUUGUCCGGAUGAUCGACAUGGUAGUCGAUAAACAAGUCGCUCUGGUCGACCCGUUCUUCGGGCAUGCCGCCGCCAUUGCGGCAACAGUGCAUCUGUAUUACUGCUGCGCGGCGGCGGCCAGGUUGAAGCACAAGUCAAACACAGACUUUGCCAAGUGCAGGAGAUUUCUGAAGAGCUUCAUCCCUUGUUCCGCUGCCUGCGGCGCCCUCGACCGUGACCUUGAUAGGAUGACACGCAUCGCAGCUGGGUCGGAAACAAUGGAUGUCGAAGACUGGAUGCCGUCGAGAAUUUAUCUCAGCGUGCCGUUGAUGUGGAGAAUUCUACAGUUCAACUCGACGACCGACGCCCAAGGUAUCUCAACUUCUGGCCUCCUGGCCGAUUCGCUCACAACCGCCCUGCGGCAGGAUGAAGACGAUGAGAACUCUACACUUGAGAUCGUGGUGGCAACAUCGCCCGAGAUAUCCAUCAACACGGCCGACGGUGGGCAAGACUCUCCGACCUUAUCAUUCAAGGCACCGGUCAAUCCCGGCCUGCAUCCUCCACAGGUGGCGCCCUAUGAUCCGCCAACCGUGGAGCAGAUUGACAGUCUGACUUUCAACACCACGCCGUGGCUGUACGCGGACUCUUCCCAGCUUUUCAGCAUUGGAGACAUUGGCUACAACCAAUCCGAGCCAGGAAAUGCGUGGUGGGAGGACGAAAACUUUGACAAUAUCAUGUUCAAUCACUUUUAG
Verticillium nonalfalfae is the source of this 2067-nucleotide messenger RNA. RefSeq lists its product as uncharacterized. Gene Ontology annotation, cellular component: nucleus. Bases 1 to 2067 code for a protein of 688 amino acids. Gene Ontology annotation, biological process: DNA-templated transcription; regulation of DNA-templated transcription. The transcript has 6 exons. Gene Ontology annotation, molecular function: zinc ion binding; DNA-binding transcription factor activity, RNA polymerase II-specific; DNA binding. The record is from RefSeq and is a predicted model, not a curated record. NCBI's taxonomy places the organism in Eukaryota, Fungi, Ascomycota, Sordariomycetes, Glomerellales, Plectosphaerellaceae.